Malassezia restricta is the source of this 1782-nucleotide messenger RNA. RefSeq names its product serine/threonine-protein kinase. Gene Ontology annotation, molecular function: ATP binding; protein kinase activity. Gene Ontology annotation, biological process: protein phosphorylation. Bases 1 to 1782 code for a protein of 593 amino acids. NCBI's taxonomy places the organism in Eukaryota, Fungi, Basidiomycota, Malasseziomycetes, Malasseziales, Malasseziaceae. The record is from RefSeq and is a predicted model, not a curated record. The transcript has a single exon.
AUGAAAGCAUCACGGAAUGACUUGUUCUUUCGUGGGCAAUCGACGCCAACGCCGGCACCGCCAAAACCUCCGCCUUUGCGCAUCGACAAGUCAGGCGAAGCAGUGGCCGUGGCGCCAGCGAGCUCGACCAACGCCAUGCUCCUACCUAGCACACACCCAUCGAGACACAACCCUGUUCGUGGACAUGCUAAGAAGCCGUCUUUUGGGAGGAUGUCCCUCGAAGAGCGCAAAUCAGAAGAACAGCGCAUUCGAGCGCAUAAUGAUAAGAUAGCCUUGCGCCUAUUUCUCAACAAGCCGUUCAAGCUAGGUGAAGGACGCAAUUCUGAAGUUUAUCUGGGCGCCUAUCAUCGGGAACGUGUGGAUGACUCCGACGCGUAUGUUGACUGGCAUCUGUGCGCUGUCAAGCGCGUUCAAGCGGACCAGGAGUCUCAACUGGCUGGCUUACAGGAGGCAUUUGCGCUUAGGCGCCUGGGUCCACACCCACAUAUCGUGCGCCUCAUUUCCGUGCUAGACGAAAUGGAGCUACGUGAUGAUACAGCCAAAGCUCCUCCCGUCCAUGUUUCGGAUGACCCGCCGCGAUUACUCAUUGUGCUGGAGCACCUGCCCUGUACACUCGCAGACUAUGUCCGUUCCCACACUUCUGAUGUCGACUUACCUCUAUGGCUAGGUUGGGCGCGGCAGCUUGCCGAGACAGUCGAGUGGCUGCAUUCUCGUGGAUGUGUCCAUGGCGAUAUUAAGAAAGAAAAUGUGCUCUUGACACACAACCUGUCGAUCAAGCUGUGCGAUUUUUCGGCCGUUCUCUUUUCGAAUGCCCCUGUACCCGUCACUGACUGUUACUCAGUCGGGACACCUGCAUUCCGUGCGCCUGAACUUUUCCACAUAUGGUCCUGGUCCCCAGACGAAGCCCAGGGCCAAGCGCACCCUGCUCUGUCAUUCACAUUGGACAUCUUUAGUCUAGGUGUGUUAUUGUAUUCUCUCGCAACGGGCGUCGAUCCGAGUCAUCGUGUAAAGAGUGUAAUGGCGAUCCGGCAGCGCCAAAAGCACUUUUUCGUUAGUGAAGAGGAUGAUCGCAUGGAGCGACUGUCAUUUCAGCAUCCUCGCGCCCCUUUGCCCUCUCGCUCAAGACCUUGGUCUCAAUCGCAGUUACGGUCAAACCUUGACACCCAACAUCCACCAAGCUCACCUGAUUUGCUAACGUCGUUAGAUAAGAGUCUCUCUCUGUCCGGCAUACAGGAUACCUUGCUCGAUCAACUCCUUGAUCCAGCGCCUACACCCAAGGGCGUAUUUAUACCUCCGACUCAUACCCCUUCAACAUUGACAGUGCCGUCCAUAAAACGCGCUACGUCUUACUCGCCUGGUUCUCGCAAGAGCGAUGCCAGCUCACUGGGUCGUUGCGUAUCUCUUUCAUCUGAACCGAGAAGCUCGCGACCAUCCCGUCGGUAUCUCUCCGGCUCGUACCUACAGGUUCCCAACAGUGAGAAGCGGCAAACUCUAGGUCAGGAUGAAGAACAAAGCGCUAAUACGAUACACCUCGCAUCCCUUACCUCUGCACCUCCAUCCCCUCUAUCAUCUUCCUUUAUGCCAACAUUGCCCAGAUCGAACCACGAACCUGAUAUGCGCUCAUACGCCGAUGGUGCACCCGCUCUGAUUUUACCGGGUGGUGACCGAUUACCAGAUGCACUUCGUGAAUUAAUUCGAGCUAUGGUAUCACCCCAACCGGAGGACAGACCUCUUGCAUCUCAAGUCCUCUCUGUUCUAAACAACUUCGAAUUGCCAUGCUAG